AUGGAAAUUUCUAGUGAAGAGGAACGUGAGAAAUGGGUAAAUGAAGAAUUAGAUAAUGUCACGAGAUAUACCAAUGAAAUAAAAGCAUUUCAUGAAGAAGAUGAAAGGGAAAAACUUUACAUCGAACACAUCAAAUUGGUACAAACUCAAGAUCGUACAAAUGCAGUAAUUGGAAGAGUCAAAGAAAUGUCUGAAGAGUUGGAUGAAGAAGGAAAUCCAAAAUAUGAAGAGGAGAGACUUCGAAGUUGUGUAUCAUUUAGAAAUGCAUUGAAGUAUAAAAGACCAUUUACAGAAAGAGCUUGGAAUCGCCUAAAGAAAAAGUUGAUUAAAGAAUAUGGACAAGAUGACGAGAAGGUUGAAAUACUAUGGGUGAAGGAUUUUUUAGAUAGCGGUGAUGCGUUUGAUAAUAAAAUGUCCGUUAGAAAUACUAAAAGUGCCAGACAACAAUUUAGAUUAAUUGAUUUUAGGAUGGGAAACGAAAUGAUUAUUAUAGACGACAACGACAAUGGUGACACAGAUGAUGAGGGUUUAGAAUCGGAUCCUUUAAUAUUGCAUACGGUAAAUUCCAUAGUCGAUUUAUCAAGAUAUAGGCUUAAUGUUAUAGCAAAUAAUCUUGCACAUUUAUUAGAGACUAUAUCAAAGACAACAUUACCGAAUGCUAGUGAAGAAAACAUUCCAAUUGAUAUUUUACAAUCUCAAUUAUUCAUUAUUAAAAUACUUUCAGCAUGUGUAAUAAAUCAUUGGACAUUUGUUCGAGGAACAAAUCAUUCAUCUGAGCCAUUAGUAAAACAAAUACAAUCAGAAACUACACAAACACAUUUGGAUUCCAAAUCUAAUCAUAAUGAUCAUAAUUUCACAAAUGGUCAUAGAGUAUUUAUAUUACCAAAAUCAUUUGAUGAUCCUCCUCCUUUAGAUGAUUCUCUUGCAAAAUAUAUUUUAAGUGUUUUAUCAAGGUUUCUUAGACAAAUGGCUAAUUUAGAAGAUAAUACUAAUAGUGAUAGGCAAACUUCAAUUAUAAAUGCUCAAGAUCAGGCUUCAAUAAAUUUAUUUGCAAAUUUAAAUUCAAGUUCAUCCAAUAUAUUUGAAAUUAUUACAGAUAUUUAUAGGAAUGCUGGUCAUGUCAUUUUUUACAUAAGUGCCUCAAAUUGGAAUGUUGUGUUUUCAAGAAUUAAGAACAGAAUAGGUUAUUUGACAUCUACAAAUGAUGAGCGACCAGAGACUGCGGAAUUAAAGUUUUUGGAAUGCUCUGAUUUAAAUUCAAAAAGAUUGUCAAUAGUUAUACAAGCUAUGUGGUUCAUUUCUUAA
This is a messenger RNA of Entrophospora sp. SA101, 1305 nucleotides long. The record is from the annotation of a GenBank genome assembly. NCBI's taxonomy places the organism in Eukaryota, Fungi, Glomeromycota, Glomeromycetes, Entrophosporales, Entrophosporaceae.